This is a messenger RNA of Diaporthe amygdali, 2073 nucleotides long. RefSeq names its product ABC1 domain protein. Lineage: Eukaryota; Fungi; Ascomycota; Sordariomycetes; Diaporthales; Diaporthaceae. The record is from RefSeq and is a predicted model, not a curated record. Bases 1 to 2073 code for a protein of 690 amino acids. The transcript is spliced from 2 exons.
AUGUUGCGACAGAGCAUAGCACGCCUUCGCCGGCAACCGAGGCUGUCGUGCGCGCGGCCGUCGUCGCACGCGACCAGCGGACCCGUCGCAAGCCCGGGACCCAUCCAGUGGGCUGCCCGACGACCCCAACCGCUCUCGACAACCUCACCUCUCCUCGCGCACCGCCGCUCCCUCCAGACCGCGGCGCCAUUGCAGCCCCUCCGCGGCCCUCCCACGCCCGACUCCCUCGGCGCACCACGAGCCGCGCGCUCCUUCACCCGCUCCCGCAAAUGGCUCCGGCGGCUGCUCAUCCUCACCGCGGUGAGCGGCACCGUGUACGUGAUCGACAGCCAGGUGUACGCGUCCGGGCUGGGCCGCAGCCUGCGCACCUUCGGCACCGGCGUGCUGGUGGCCCUGGACUACAAGAUCAACUUCCGCGCCAAGCCGCUGCCGCUGAUCGGGAGCGACGGCGGCAUCCCGGAGCUCCACAGGCGGUCCGCGGAGCGCAUGUUCGACCUGCUGCGGCACAACGGCGGCCUGUACCUCAAGAUCGGCCAGGCCAUCGCCAUGCAGAGCGCCAUCAUGCCCCCCGAGUUCCAGAAGAUGUUCUCGCGCAUGUUCGACGACGCGCCGCAGAACAGCUGGGACGAGGUCGAGAAGGUCAUCCGGCAGGACUUUGGCGGCCGGAGCGUGCAGGAGGUCUUCGGGGUCAGCUUCGCCGGCGAGGAGGGCAAGGGCGUGAUCGAGACGGCGGCCAGGGCGUCUGCCAGCGUUGCGCAGGUGCACUGGGCGAGGCUGCCGGACGGCAGGGAGGUCGCGCUCAAGAUCCAGAAGCCGGAGAUUGCGAAGCAGAUCGGCUGGGACUUGUGGGCGUUCAAGGUAGUCACAUGGGUCUACAGCAAGUGGUUCGACCUACCAUUGUACAGCCUGGUCCCUUUCAUCACGGAGCGGCUGGAACUCGAGACCGACUUUGUCAACGAGGCCAAGAACUCCGAGACGAUGCGCAAGCUCAUCAACGACGAGCCAACCCUCAAGGGCCGCGUCUACGUCCCCAUCGUCUACUCCGAGCUCUCGUCCAGGCGUGUCCUAACUACCGAAUGGAUCGAAGGCACACGACUGUGGGAUAAGGCUACCAUGACGGGCCCCUGGCUCGGCGGCUACGGGAAGGGAUCCCCCGGCGUGCACGGCAAGCAGCUGGACGCACCCGAUAUGGCGCGCAUCCGGCAGAAGUUGCAGCAGGGCCCCGGCGCCGGCGGCGCACAGCUCAAGCCGGAGCGGAACGAGUGGAAAGGACCGCGCGGCAGGGGCGGGCUGGGGCUGUCGGCCAAGGAGGUGAUGACGACGAUGGUAGACCUCUUCAGCGCGCAGAUAUUCAAGUGGGGCGUCGUGCACUGCGACCCGCACCCGGGCAACAUCUUCAUCCGGCGGCUGCCCAGCGGGCGCGCGGAGCUGGUGCUCAUCGACCACGGGCUGUACGUGUACAUGAGCCCCAAGUUCAGGCGCGAGUACGGCGAGUUCUGGAAGUCGCUCAUGACGUUCGACAACGACAAGAUCAAGGAGGUGACGGAGGAGUGGGGCAUCAAGGCGGCCGACAUCUUCGCGUCCGCGACGCUGAUGCGGCCGUACGAGGGCGGCGACCAGGAGUUCAAGCGCGGGCUCAUGAUGGAGGGCAUGACCCCCAGCGAGAGGAGCUACGCCAUGCAGCGGCGCAUGAAGCAGGGAAUCAGAGAUAUACUCGCCGAUGAGGACAAGUGGCCCAAGGAGCUCAUCUUCAUCGGCCGCAAUAUGCGCAUCGUACAGGGGAACAACCAGUUUUUGGGGUCGCCAGUCAACCGGGUCAAGAUGAUGGGCGAGUGGGCGUCUAGGAGCCUGUUCAUGGACCCGAACCUACCCUGGCCGGAGCGGCUUAGGUAUCGGUGGCGCCACCUGCUGUUCAAGACGGUGCUGUGGGGCUCGGAUAUCUUGUUCUACUUCUUCAAGAUACGGCAGUGGCUCGGCAUCGGGGGCGGCAUGGAAGACGAGGUCGAGGCGAGAAUGGCGGACAUGGCCAAGGACAUGGGUGUCGAACUCCAGCACGGGGUGUUUGAAGGCUGA